Arachis ipaensis is the source of this 1008-nucleotide messenger RNA. RefSeq names its product Cytochrome b561/ferric reductase transmembrane with DOMON related domain-containing protein. Lineage: Eukaryota; Viridiplantae; Streptophyta; Magnoliopsida; Fabales; Fabaceae. The record is from RefSeq and is a predicted model, not a curated record.
AUGCAUAACAUUAUAUUGAAGUAUGGUAGGGCUUCAUCAAAUGUAUGGAGCUUCAUCUUCUCAUUCCCAUCAAGCAUAAAUGCCUAUGCAGCCAUAGGGUUUUCCAAUGAUGGCAAAAUGGUAAAAUCAAGUGCAAUAGUAGGGUGGAUCUCCGGCCUCAACGGCGGCGGAAUGAACCAGUACUAUUUAGGCGGAUUAUCGGACGGCGAGGUGGUUCCCGGAGAAGGAGACCUCUAUGUCAUGAAUGAAACAAUUAUUCAACCUAAUCCUUCAAUAGUGUACAUGAUUUUUCAGUUGAAAACUAACCAACCUUCUUCAAAGCUUAUAUAUUCAAUUGGACCUAAUGGUGUUUUUCCUGAUACUCAAGGCAAGUUGCAACAACAUAGUGAUGCUAUAUCCACAGUCAUAGAUUAUUCACAAGGUGUAACUAGUGAAGUUUCUUACUUAAAACUCCGAAGAAGCCAUGGAGUAAUCAACAUGACAUCAUGGAGCAUUCUAAUGAUAAUAGGUUACAUAAUUGCAAGGCAUUUCAAGAAAUGGGAUCCAAUUUGGUUUUAUUUGCAUGCUUCAAUUCAAACAAUUAGCUUUCUUGCCGGCACAGCUGGAAUUUUAAUUGGUUAUGCAUUGUCUAAGAAAGUUGAUGCCAAUGUCAAUAAUCACAAAAAUAUAGCUAUCAUCAUUCUUGUCCUUGGAAUCCUUCAGGUAUUUGCAAUCAUAUUAAGGCCAAAACCAGAAUCAAAAUUACGCAAGUAUUGGAAUUGGUACCAUCAUUAUGUUGGGAGAAUUUUGAUUAUAUUCGCCAUUGCAAACGCAAUUUAUGGACUCUCUUUAGCAAAGGAAGGUUCUAAAUGGUUUCUUGCUUAUGGAGUUUCUAUUUCCAUCUUAGUUAUCAUCAACAUAAUUUUGGAGGUUAGAAUGUGGAUAAUUGCGAGAAGAAAAACUCAGUCCACAAAUAAUUCAUCACAUCCUCAAUCCUUGGAAUUUGCUUACCAAACUUAAUUAGUUUGA